Messenger RNA from Motacilla alba alba, 6590 nucleotides. It is a transcript of the gene HSPBAP1, whose product is annotated as HSPB1 associated protein 1. Lineage: Eukaryota; Metazoa; Chordata; Aves; Passeriformes; Motacillidae. Gene Ontology annotation, molecular function: 2-oxoglutarate-dependent dioxygenase activity. The transcript is spliced from 9 exons. The record is from RefSeq and is a predicted model, not a curated record. The coding region runs from base 3223 to 4803 and encodes 526 amino acids.
CGGCUCCGCCCCGCCGCGGCUCCCGGGCCGCGCUGCCCCUUCCGCCGCCGAAGGCGGUGCCGAGCGAGGCCCGCCCGAGCCGCCCCGCAGGCAGAGCCGCCGGAGCAUGGCCGGGGCGCAGAGCUGCCGUCCCCCCGCGCCGGGUAGGUGCCCGAGCCCCGGCCCGCCCCGGGCCCCAGCGCGGCGUGGCUGCAGGCCCGGGCCGAGGGCGGAUAUGGGGAGGGUGAAGCGGGGCCAUAACCGGGCCCGUGAGCGGACCCGCCGAGCCUCUCCAUCAGCUCCUCCUCCGACACGUCCCUGUCGGCCGCGGGCCCCUCACCGCGGUGUGUGGUACCUUCGCGCAGGGAGGUGCCGCGGCAGGGCAUCCCCCGGGUAUCGAUCCUCUUACAGGGAGAAGGAAAUUGUGUUGCUUUGGUGGAUACAAUUCAACCGUGGUCUGAAUUGAGAGGGGAAAAAUAGCAGAGUUCGGAUACGACAUGCACGGAAAUCCAUUUUAAAAUAAUCUGGGUGAAUAAACCAUCAUGUGGGGAAUACUAUGAUCAUUAGUAUUAUCAUUUAAAUAAAUUGAAGUAUAUAUUCAUUAGAUUAGGUUAUGUGCAAAUUUAUCUGUAUAUCAACCAUCUGUACUUGUCAUAAAAUUAAUGUCUCGUAUGCUGCACAGUGCUUCAUGUUCCCUAAAAAAUUGGGUAUUUCAGUGUGGCUUGAUUAGGCAUUCUGUCACAAAGUCUGGAAGUUGGCUUGAUAAAUGCCCAUGUAAUUAAAUGAGGAGAGCUGAACGGCGGCAUCCCCACAGACUGGUUUUAGGUCCAGUGUCAGUGUCAUAACAGUUGAUGUGCUGGGCAGUGCACAGCUGAAUUUUACACAUGGCCAUCAUCCAACAAUUCUGCAGCCAAAACCUCAGAGGUUUCAUUUCAUUCCCAUGAAAUUCUUCUCAGAACAUAACAGACAUUGCAUUUUUUUUAGUCCACGCAGCUCAGUUUCCUAGAUGGAAAGUGCAAGAAGGAAGUAUAUGCUGACUGAAAUCAGCAGAACUAUGAUCAAAAGAAAAUUAUAUUUUAUCUACAAAACUUCAGGAAAUGCCCCAGCAAAAAUAUAAUUCACGCACAAUUAAAUAAUGGGGGCCAUACAGUAAACUCAAAUUUGAGGCUGCUGUGUACAGCUGUAGUGACAAAAGUACAGUAAAAACAUAGGGUGAGAUUCAGACUUGCUCGUGACUGAUACAUAUUCUGGUAGUGCUCUGGAGCUCCAAAUAAGAUUAAUUCCCCAUUUUACUAAGUCUUUUUCAUACAUUACCACCUCAGCAUAGUUUAGCCCAUGCCAAAAUGUUCUUUCAAUUUAAAAAGGGUAUGUUACAACUAUAAUUUAAGUGAUUUGCUGGCAUUCAUCCAAAGACAAAGUGCUGCUAUUUGCAGAAGUAAACAAUGUGAAAAAGUACUUCUCUCUUUGAACAUUUUUCAAUUAACUGUAGUAAUUGUGGAGGUUUCAUGGUUCUAGUGGCAGGAAACCCAUCAAGAAAUAAGGCAAGUGGGGUUUUGUGGUGUCCUUUUUAACUGCAAAACUUGUCUCAUGCCUCAUAUUAUCUGCAUGGUCAAAUGAAAACUUGAAUAUGUGCAGGAUAACUCUUUGAUAACUUAUCCAAGACACUUCAUCUUUUGAUGGGUUUCAAGAUAUUUUGGCUUUCAUGGGUCAACAGGAAAGAAAAAUUUCUGAGAAACAGCAACAAACUAAAGGGGCUGUCGAAAUAGGCUCAAAAAUAUUUAAGUGUAUUUAUUAUUGACUUAAUGAUGAUUUAAAUAAUUAAUUUUAAUUGCUUGAUUUGAAGUCGCUCCAUCUUUUCAUAGCUUCACAACCCAUAUGCGCAUCUUUCAGUCAUGGCCUGACCUUUUCUAUUCCAGCUAUUUAAUUAACACGGUGUAAUAUUCUGUGUGAAUUAUUCUUGUUUGCAGGAUAUGGUAUUGGUUAAAUUUGUUAAUGUAAAGGAGCAGUGUAUUGUUGAUAAACUGUUGGAAACCAAAUUAGCUUUAUCUUGCAGCUAGCUGAUUGCAUUAUUUCACUCAUGGGUAUAAUACUCCUCUAAAUAUGCUAAUUUCACUCUUUUCUCCGUGUGGUGACAUUUUUACUGUUCUCAUUACUGACAUUUGUAAUAUUUGAGGUGGGGAAAUUUUUCUUGCUUUAACCUCAUUAUAAUGUAGCUAAAGAGAUUUGAAUAUUAUCAGAUGAAAUGCACAUAUAUUCAGGCAAGCAGAAAGGUUAUUUUCUCUCCUGGCCCAUAACUUUCAUGUCUAUAGCAGGUCUUGCAUGGACAGAAUGACACCUGGAUCCAAAGCUGUGAUACAGAUGCCCAUGCAGGUACUGAUUGCCUGAGAACAAUAGUGUGUCCAUUGGUAGGUGUCUUCAUUUCCAACCUACAAGCUCCGAGGUGGUUGUGUGACCAUGUUCAUGCCUGUUUGUCCAUGUCUGGCCUAAAACAUUCAGGAAUUCAUCUUAGGAGGAGUUGGUUGCCUGGAGCUCUGAUAGACUGGUGGUGACAGACAAAAAUUACAUGGCUGAGGCUGUUCUUGCCUCCAAAUGCUCUUGGCAUCCCUGAGGCAGGCCUGGAGGAUCUGCUUACAAGUUGGCACCUGCAGUGUACCGAUUUGAGGUUGGCUUAUUAAUAUAAACUGAGGCUUUGGUGGGUUUGUUACAACCUUGAGGCAUCUGGAGAGUCUAGUUCAGCUAAAACGCAUCUAUCAUGUAAUGGUUGUGCUCAGCAGUCCAGGAGAGCAUCCCCCCAUGGGGCAACCCCCAGUUCUUAGCACAUUAGGAAGGGCCGUGUGCUCUUUCCUGUCACCAUGGUUUUGACAGGUUUGCUCUCCGUGACAUUCUUCCGAGAUUCAAUGAAUGCCAGAGUCCCCUUGGUUCUUACACCUCUCUCCCAACAGCUCCUAAUGUCAUGUAUGCAAUCUUGUCCUUUCUCGUGUCAACUUAUACCUUGCAAUGUGACAAGCAGCAAGUCAUUGCAUACCUUGUAAAGGUUAGAAGCAUUUUGGCAAAAAUGGGCAGAACCCGAAAUUAAUUCAAAGAUUGAAAAGUAGUAUUUUGCUGAUUCUGAAAAUUCCUUCCAGGAUCUAAAAAAAAGUUCUCUUUACCAGGGAUUUCCCUCAGUUUCCAGACUCCAGCUGGAAUUGUGACACUGCAGUUUCAGAGCUGCCACAAACAACACUGGUGUAGCAGGGAUCUGUAAUGGCCAGCUCCCGGUGGCUCAGCAGCACGUGCCCUCCUCGUUCCUGCAGAUGGCCUUUCUGCCUGCUCUGGAGCUGCUCCCCUAGGUGUGCCAACCUGCUCCUUGGGAAGCCCCAGAGCCUGCUCCCGGGCCAGGGAAGAGCAUAUGAUGAGGAUGUCAAACCAUUUACUCCUGAGAAAACCAAGGAAAUUGUGAUGUCUCUACAGCAACCUGCAGUCUUCUGUAACAUGGUUGGCAACUGGCCAGCCCUGCACUGGAAUGUGAAAUACCUUUCUGCUGUGUUGGAGGGAAGGACAAUCCAGUUUAGGCUGGGCCUGAAGACAAUGGAUUUAGUUCCCCAGUUUGAAACCAGUUGUAGCUACGUGGAAGCUACACUUGAGGAGUUUUUGGCUUGGAGUUGUGGGCAGCCUUCUUGUCUCUCUGGACCAUUCAGUUGUUACGAUUACUCCAAAUACUGGGCUUAUGCUGACUACAAAUACAUUGCCAGGAUUUUUGAAGACAAGCCAGAACUCUUCCAGGAUGUAAGGUGGUCUGACUUUGGUUUUCCUGGAAGAAGUGGAAAAGAGAGCACACUGUGGAUUGGUUCUGAAGGAGCAAACACCCCCUGCCAUUUGGACUCCUAUGGCUGCAACUUAGUGUUGCAAGUACAAGGAAGGAAGAGAUGGCACCUCUUCCCACCUGGUGACACCAGUUUCCUUUAUCCUACCAGGAUCCCUUAUGAGGAAUCCAGCAUAUUCAGCAAAGUCAACAUUGCCAACCCUGAUCUGAAACGCUUUCCCAAGUUUAGGAACUCAACAGCCCAUGUUGUUACACUCAGUCCAGGACAGGUCCUGCUCGUCCCAAGGCACUGGUGGCACUAUGUGGAAUCCAUUGAUCCUGUCACUGUCAGCAUCAACUCUUGGAUUGAACUGGAUGCAGAUCAUGAAGCCCGUGUGGAAGAGGCAAUAACUCGAAUGCUGGUAUGCGCCAUAAAAUCAGCAGAAAAUCCCAGUGAUGGAGAUCUCUGGCUAAAUCCCACGGAGGUUGAGGCAACAUCCCAUGAAAUCAAUCUUCAGUACCUGAAUAAAGCAGUGUCUGCAUACCUCAAGUGUCAGGAGACAAGUGUGUCAGGACAAGCAUGUUCCAGCAGCACUGGUGCAAAGCAGAGGACAAACGCCUCAUGCAAGAGGAAGAGAAGGGAAGUUGGCUGUGAACCAGAGAGUUGCACAUUAGUAACCCAGGAAUGUGACUUUCCAACACCCAAAGCAGAAGAGCUGCAGACAAUACCUUUUGGGCCUCAUCUUAUUCAGGUUUUACCACAGUCUCACAAAACCAGCGUGGUGGGUGCAGUUGCAGUUGAAAGUGACGGUGGAGAUCUUCUCCAUGAAAAUGAAGGAGAACAUUUUGGAAAAUUACAGUGCAAGAGGAAGAGAUUGCUAAUGAGUAAUGACUGUGAGACAGCUGCAGAUCAAAUGGAUUCAGACGGCAGUCCAUGCACCUCACAAACAGCCCUUUCUACCAAUGACUUGUUAGACUGUCUGGUUAAUCCUCGUGUCAUCAGUUUAGUGGCUCAGCUGCUGUUGGAGAGAAUGAGAGUGUGAUGCUGGAGUGCUUUAUCACUGCUGAAACAGAAAUCAAACAGCAGCCUUGUUCUGCGUGUUUAAGAUCUAUAAUAAUUGAAUGUUCCAUUUCAAGUAAUUUUUAGGUACAGAUAGACACAGUUAAUGGUUAAGCGCAGGUUGAAGUUGAGCUGAAAGAAGAAUAGCUGGUUAGUGAUGGCUGGGAAGAGAAAGGUGUGUUUAGUCAGGGAGCUGCUCAAUGUUAUGAACAAGAGAGAGCACACACAGUCACACUCCCACCGUGCUGUGCAGGUGGGAUCUUCACAGUGUUCUACAGCUCUGAGCUGGAAAACACGUAUGGCUUUAUGAUGGAUAACAGGGGGAGUGCUGAGACACGGUCACAGCAAAGGGGGACCAAGGGUGGGAGCAGAUAGAUUGACUGACUGUAGACUGCAGUCCUUGAAGUAAAGUGGUCAAUGAGCAAUCAGUUGAAUACAUUAGAAAGAAUCAAUUCAGGUAAUCCUAAACCUCAGCCUAGAGAGAAUGCACUCACUAAUGCAUCUACUUCCUCCCUUCCACUAAAUAACUUCAGUUUUGUCACAAAGCUCUAGGUUGGAGUGAGACAAAAGCCCUUAGCGAGAAAGUAGCCUUUAGCUAGUUCAGAAACCCUUGAAGCUGGGAGAGUAAGGGCAUUGGGAAGUUGCUGCUAUUACUUACUUAAAGCCAGAUGUACACAGUCCCCUAUCUCUAAGAAACAAAGCAAAACAACUGUGACUUUUUACCUCUGUCCUUCUCUUUACCAUAACAAUCAAAAUGUAUUAUUUUUUUUUCUUUUGGUUGUAAAUGGUUGCUGUACAAGAUCAUCCUUUUUUCAAAGGAUAGAAGUCCUCAGAUUUGUUUUUGAAGGCUGUGUUGUUCUUUGAUUGAAAAGUUAGGGAACAUGAAAUAUACGAAGAAGGUUUGUUAACUCUGAAGCCAUGCAUGGAGGCUUGAACAAAACCCGGGAAGAAAGCUGCUGGCACCUUCCAGGAUGCUCUCACCUCCUCUGAUUUCUGUUUGUGAUGGCAACAGAGGCAUUUUCCCUAGCCAUGGUUUCAAGAGACAGCUUCAGGGACAGCUCCUGUGAAACCUUUGCUUUUAAAAUAUCUCUUUGCUUGUGUCUGCUAGAGACCAAGAAACCAGUUUCUAUCAUCAGUCUGUUCCCAUAGCCCUAACCUUGCACCACCAGCCCUCCAGCUGGUAUUUCCUUUGCUUGGUGUGUGUUCCCUGCUAAGUACAUGAAGCUAGUGCUAUUUUCACAAUGAUCACCUUCCACUAAUUUAUAGCUGAAAAAUCCUGACUGCAAAGGUGCUUUCUCUCUGCUUUUAUUCAGAUUGCAGGUUGGCAGGGCCCUGAUGAAUUAUGGUAAGGGCUUUAGAUAUGUACCAGGAGAUCAGAAAUUCAGGAAACCUUGCCAUUUCAAAAAUCUCCCCAAAAACCUAAUACACUUGGAAGAGGAUUAAGUUGAAAAGGCUCAAAGGUUCACGUUUAACAAGCACAGAAACCUUACCCUGAUGGAAACAGAGCUGUGUGUGUAGUUUGCUGGAGACCCUGGCUUUGAAGAGUGGCUGUGAGUUAGCAGCAGAGGCCACAUGAGCUCCAUCCCUGACCCACAAAUGGGCAGUUUCCAGUGUCCUGCUCUGCCCUGGUAAUUGGGCUGAGACCCUGGUAACACCUCAGCAAUGUGAGAAAAUCCACCAUUCUUGUUUCACAUUUCUACACCAAAGGGUCUCAGUGGGGUUGCACCUUUGCAACCAGACCAGAAUUUAAUAAACAAUCCUGUUGAUACA